Molecule: messenger RNA, 1398 nt
Organism: Trachemys scripta elegans
Lineage: Eukaryota; Metazoa; Chordata; Testudines; Emydidae
Product: killer cell lectin-like receptor subfamily G member 1
Exons: 7
Coding region: 65-844 (259 amino acids)
Source: RefSeq, a predicted model, not a curated record
UAGAUACAUCCCUCAACCCCAUGAAACCAGUUUGCUUUCAAAACUCAGAAGAGACUGAUCAAAAAUGGCGAACAAGAUCAUAUAUGUAGACUUAAAAAUUUUACCAAAGGCAAGAGAGUCUCCAACUUCAGAUUCAGGAGACAGGAACACGUAUGCAGUCCUGCAAAGGCCUCAGAACUUGGAUAGCCCAUCAGAGACUUCCCCCUCUGGCCCUGGCUCUCAGUGUUCAUUCUGGCUCUAUGUUACUCUAGUCCUGGGAAUUAUUGCACUGAGUCUGCUGCAUGCAUUGAUCUUCUUGUCUAUGCAGGGUUUCAGCUGUCCUGAUAACGCCCAAAAUUCAUCCAAAGAACUCCGUGUAAAUGCUUCAAUGAUGCUGGCCAAAUUAAAAGAAAACCUAUGUGGAAAGGAAGGGAGCAGGAAAGCAGAACAUGCCCCAUGUGAGUACUGCCCAGUCAGAUGGGUUCUGCAUGAGAGGAAAUGCUACUACUUCUCUGAGAAGAAGAAAACCUGGAGUGAUAGUGAGAAGUACUGCAGCUCCCAGACUUCUAGCCUGGCUGUGAUUGACAGCGAGGAGGAGAAGAACUUUAUAACAACCAUGCUGACGAAAGCACGUGGCUACAGCUGGCUUGGACUAACUAAGGAGAACAAUAGAUGGAUGUGGGUGACUGGAGAUGUAUUACUGCCAAAAAUGUUUCAUAUGAAAGAGGUCAGCAGCAGCAACUCCACCUGUGCAGUUUUCCAUGUGACUGGUAUACAGGCUGAGAAGUGCUUCAAUCCCAACAAAUGGGUCUGUGAGAAAAACACCAUGGAAUUUCCAACCCUAUUUGAACGCCUGCAGGACUGAAAUUCCCCUGACACCACUGCUUUUCCCAUGACAGACACAUUCCAUUAUGCAUGCAGGCCUGAGUGCUUACCAGGGACUGAAUUGAAAAAAAUAAUUUCCUCUGCCCAUGACAUUAACUGCUCAUAUUCACUCAUGUGCCUGUGUGUGCAGUGCCCAGAGAGCCCAGGUCACUUCAGCAAUGUUUUGGCUACACAUUAAAAAGAGAAGUGAUCCUUGUUAGGACAAGACUAGGAGCGGUCUUAUGGUGCGCCCUGUAGGGCCUGCACCUGUUGAUGUCCACUGUGGGUAGCAGAGCACAUGGUUGGAUACCAAUGUACAUGACCAAAUGAACACCUCUUUUAUGCAUACUCUAGAACUUAGUCUGAAGAAAGAGUGCGUGUGUAUGCACUCCCUGAUACUGGGGGGUUGGGCCCCUUCAAAAAGCUCAUGAUAGAGUAUAUAUUAUAUGUAGUUAAUAAGCUUCUGUCUCAUCCAAGAAUGUUCAAAAUGCAUAGUUUCAUAGAUGGCCUGUCACCGCUUUUUGAAAAGUUGUAUGCUUGCCCUUUCCUAUUAAA